GCUUGGAGCUCAGACAACAAAGGCAGAGUGAGCCUGGUUUUCUUUCUCUCAGCAUCUCCACCCUGCACACUGAAAGCCGCUUCAGAUCUUUCGGGUCCACCAAACUAUGGAACUUGAUUUUGGACACUUUGACGAACGAGAUAAGGCGUCCAGAAACAUGCGAGGCUCACGGAUGAACGGGCUGCCCAGCCCAACUCACAGUGCUCACUGUAGCUUCUACAGAACCAGGACCUUACAGGCACUGAGCAACGAGAAGAAAGCCAAGAAGGUUCGUUUCUAUCGCAACGGGGACCGCUACUUCAAAGGGAUUGUAUACGCCGUCUCCUCCGACCGCUUCCGAAGUUUUGAUGCUCUCCUGGCUGACCUGACCCGAUCCCUGUCUGACAACAUUAAUCUGCCGCAGGGGGUCCGUUACAUUUACACCAUCGAUGGCUCGAGGAAGAUCGGGAGCAUGGAUGAGCUGGAGGAAGGGGAGAGUUACGUCUGCUCAUCUGACAACUUCUUCAAGAAGGUGGAGUACACCAAGAACGUCAAUCCCAACUGGUCUGUCAAUGUGAAGACAUCUGCCAACCAGAAAGCACCUCAGUCCCUGGCCAGCAGCAACAGUGCCCAGGCAAAGGAGAACAAAGAUUUUGUACGCCCCAAGCUGGUGACCAUCAUCCGCAGCGGGGUGAAGCCCCGCAAGGCAGUCCGGGUGCUCCUCAACAAGAAGACUGCCCACUCAUUUGAGCAAGUUCUCACUGACAUCACUGAAGCUAUCAAACUGGAGACAGGAGUGGUCAAAAAGCUGUAUACCUUGGAUGGGAAACAGGUGACCUGUCUCCACGAUUUCUUUGGGGAUGAUGAUGUGUUCAUUGCCUGUGGUCCAGAAAAAUUCCGCUAUGCACAGGAUGACUUCUCCCUGGAUGAGAGCGAGUGCAGGGUGAUGAAGGGGAGCCCUGGGACUGCCACGGGCAGCAAAUCCUCUCCCACCCCUCAGAAGAGCUCAGCCAAGAGCCCAGCACCCAUGCGCCGGAGCAAGUCCCCAGCUGAUUCAGGUAACCACCAAGAUGCAAAUGGGACCUCAAGCAGUCAGCUGUCUACACCCAAAUCCAAGCAGUCCCCAAUCUCCACACCAACCAGCCCAGGGAGCCUCCGGAAGCACAAGGACUUGUAUCUGCCUCUGUCUUUGGAUGACUCUGAUUCCCUUGGAGACUCCAUGUAAAGCAACACGAAGCUC
Molecule: messenger RNA, 1219 nt
Organism: Calypte anna (Anna's hummingbird)
Lineage: Eukaryota; Metazoa; Chordata; Aves; Apodiformes; Trochilidae
Gene: DCX
Product: doublecortin
Exons: 7
Coding region: 107-1204 (365 amino acids)
Biological process (GO): axoneme assembly; neuron migration; intracellular signal transduction
Cellular component (GO): axoneme; neuron projection
Molecular function (GO): microtubule binding
Source: RefSeq, a predicted model, not a curated record